This is a messenger RNA of Chenopodium quinoa (quinoa), 1843 nucleotides long. RefSeq names its product transcription factor MYB117-like. Lineage: Eukaryota; Viridiplantae; Streptophyta; Magnoliopsida; Caryophyllales; Amaranthaceae. Gene Ontology annotation, cellular component: nucleus. Gene Ontology annotation, molecular function: DNA-binding transcription factor activity, RNA polymerase II-specific; RNA polymerase II cis-regulatory region sequence-specific DNA binding. The record is from RefSeq and is a predicted model, not a curated record. The coding region runs from base 235 to 1203 and encodes 322 amino acids. The transcript is spliced from 2 exons. Gene Ontology annotation, biological process: regulation of DNA-templated transcription.
UUCUUAUUCUGUUAACCCAUUUUCUUUCUUCUCCCUCUUUUUUGUAUCUUAACCUAUACUUCUCUUACUUUACUACACUUAAGUUAUUUUUCUCUCCAAACUACUUCUUAUAUUCAAUUCUCUAUUUUAAAAGUCAAAAGAAACAAUCAUAACAAAGCUUAAUAACUUUAAUAUUAUUUUCAUCAUAUAACAUAAAAUACAAGUACUUAUCUCUUAGAUUGAUAACUAAUUAUAAUGGAGGAUUCUGGAAAAAAUUCAAGUGAUAAUGAGAUGAUGAAAUCUUCUAACAGCUGUCCUAGAGGUCACUGGAGACCAGCUGAAGACGAAAAGCUUCGAAAACUCGUUGAGCAACAUGGCCCUCAGAAUUGGAAUUCCAUAGCUGAAAAGCUCCAAGGAAGAUCAGGGAAGAGUUGUAGGUUAAGAUGGUUCAAUCAAUUGGACCCAAGAAUCAAUAGGAAGCCUUUCACAGAAGAGGAGGAAGAACGGCUUUUGACCGCCCACCGGAUCCAUGGGAACAAAUGGGCAUUAAUUUCGCGACUAUUCCCUGGUAGAACAGACAAUGCCGUCAAGAACCAUUGGCACGUUAUCAUGGCUAGGAUGCAAAGGGAGCGGUCCAAGCAACAAUCAAACAAGAGAUCAAGCUUAAAUAGUUCUAGUAUUUCGUCGUCUACCACCUCAUCAACUCAUGAUCUCCUCUCGAAAACAUGGAAAUAUCAUGGCACCCUAAAGAAUAAUGAUCAUAGUCACGAAUUGUACAAGUUUGAACAAAAUUUAAACAAGGAGAUGAGGAAAGCUAGUACAAUGGCAUGCUUGACUUUUCCGCGAUCAUGUAUAAGCAAGGGGACUUAUAGGGCAUCAUCUUCGACGAUACAUCCACAAUGUUUACUUGGAAAUUGGCUUGGAAGUAAUAAUAGUACUAAUAGCUCAUUAUUUGAGCACUCAAAUGGUUUUGAUACAAGGUUUUCAUGUGGAAGAGGGUUUGGCUCAUCUUAUGGAGUUAAUUAUUUUUCCGACCACAACAAGGCUAUUUCUUUUGGUUAUGCUCCACUAGUCAGCCAAAGCAAGAGGACGACAACAACUGCUAUGAGGCAAUCAUCAUUACAAGAAGAAGCACUCGAGGAUGGAGGAUGCGGUCGUGCAAUGGCGAGUAACACCAAAGAGGUUCACUUCAUUGAUUUUCUAGGGGUGGGAAACCCUUCUUGAUCAACAAAAUUCAUGCUCAUAAGUUUAGUUUAACAUAAAUUAUAUUCUUUAAUUUAUGAUUUUAAACCGGCUUAGGGUAAGUUUAUUGGUGAGUCUUGAGUGGAGUCUUGACUCAAGACUCACAUACAAGGCUUGUGUUUUUUGCAAUAAUGUGGUGCAAGACUAUAUGUAGUCUUGAGAUGAGUUUUGAAAUCCAAAACUCAUCUUAAGACUCUACAAAUUGAAAAAGAAUUCUAAUUUUUUUUUUGUUGGCCAAUGAUGAGCUGCCAACUCAUCAACUCAAAAUAGUUAUUGAUAUUUUAAUAAUGAUUGUUAAUAUUUUUUAGGAGGGUAAGUGAGUCUGAAGUGACUCUUGGGAUAAUGUGUUAAAUUGAAAAAAGUUUAGUAUGAGUCUAAAUAAUAAAAAAUAAUUUAAAGCCAGUAGAAAGUUGACGUGACAGAUUCUGGUGUAUGAGUCUGGGUCUUGGGAUAAACUUACCCUUAUUAUUUUUUCUAAUAUAAACUCCUCUCUCUCAAUUUGUUUUUCCUUUCAAGCAUCUAAAGAUGCAUGUAGAUAGAGAGGGGUUAAGUUAUAGGACUUAAUUAUGAGUUAGCUAAGUUAUGGCUAAUUAAACUUAGGUUAUACAAAUAUUUUACUUGU